Messenger RNA from Cucurbita maxima (winter squash), 6172 nucleotides. RefSeq names its product 1-phosphatidylinositol-3-phosphate 5-kinase FAB1B-like. Gene Ontology annotation, biological process: phosphatidylinositol phosphate biosynthetic process. Gene Ontology annotation, cellular component: endosome membrane. Lineage: Eukaryota; Viridiplantae; Streptophyta; Magnoliopsida; Cucurbitales; Cucurbitaceae. The coding region runs from base 517 to 5943 and encodes 1808 amino acids. Gene Ontology annotation, molecular function: 1-phosphatidylinositol-3-phosphate 5-kinase activity; metal ion binding; ATP binding. The transcript is spliced from 14 exons. The record is from RefSeq and is a predicted model, not a curated record.
UAUUUUGAUGCUGAUUUUUGAAAAAAAAAAAUCAAAAUUAUGCAGAAAACCGCAUGGUUGACUAGCUAAGAAUUGAUGAUUCAUUGAAUUAGCGGAAUGAUUUGCAGUGGUGCUUAAUCUGGAUGAAUGCAAAAUUUUGAUUUCUGUGGUGGUGGUGAUCGGUGAAUCUUGGUUGGUUUUCGGAAUCAUCUAGACUCUCUUCAACUGCUCGUUAUUUCAUGAGCUUUUAUUGGUAGUGAAUCGCGGUUUUUUCUCUUCAGAGCUCAACUCUGAUUUGUGCUGGCUUCUUCCUUUCCGUUUAGGAGGAGUGAGGGUGGUCAAGCUCAGUUCAAGUUGAGGCCGAUUGGAAUUCGACACUAGAAUUUGAGGAGAUGUUCGAGGGAGGUGAUCGGAGUUAGACGUAACUGUAUUGGGUCGGUUCAGAGGAGUUUGAUUGAACUCAUUUAAGAUUGAAUUUGUUUGGGCUACUAUCAAAUGAGCAUGUCAUAAUGAACGGAACCGUGGGUUUGUUGGUCAAUGGAUUCUCCCGACAAGACAUUAACUGAUAUACUUGGUAACUGGAAGUCGUGGAUCCCUUGGCGAUCUGAAUCAGCUAAUGUAUCGAGGGCUUUUUGGAUGCCUGAUCAGAGCUGCCGGGUAUGCUACGAUUGUGACGCGCAAUUUACCCUUAUAAACCGUAGACACCAUUGCCGGCUUUGUGGACGAGUAUUUUGUGCUAAGUGUACUGCAAACUCAAUACUUGCCCCAUCAGGUAAUCCAAGGACUCCUCGUGAAGACCGGGAGAGAAUUCGUGUUUGUAACUAUUGCUUCAAGCAAUGGAAUCAGGGCAUAGCUGCUCCAGGUCAUGAUAUCAGGGUGAUGAUCCAGGAUACCUGCAGUUCAUCAUCAGCAGCAAGUUUGUCCAGUACUAGAUCUAGCGGCACUGCUGACAGCAAUUGGACUACUCUUGCUUCUGUGCCCUACUCAGUUGAGACCAACCAACAAGCUCAAGACCAUUCUGGUCUAAGCCCACAACAUUCACCUAUUAUCUUAACAGACAGAGAUCAACAGGGUGAAUCGACAUCGGGGAGAAGCGCUGACAUUCUUUCCAGCAUAGAUAUACCACAAAAUUAUUCCAUGAACAGGAGCGCUGGCAAGUAUGAUUAUGGUGGUGUAUACAAGUCAGACACUGAAGCAAGGCCAUCUCCUCUAGUCACAAAUUACUUUGGUCAAGCUGAAUCUGAAGAUAUUGGCAAUGAGCAUGGACCAUAUAAUGAGCAGCUUGAUGGAGAAAUCAGUGACGCCAGGAGUUUAAGUAGCUCUCCCUUGGGGGAAAGUUUUUACUCACAUGGUCUGGAAGGAAUUCCAGAUCUUGACCAUAAGGAAGACACAAGUUUUAUUUACGGAGAAGAUCAAGGGGAUUCCUCUUUAGACUUAACGGAUGAUGUCCAGUAUGAACCUGUUGAUUUUGAAAACAAUGGCCUUCUCUGGCUCCCACCUGAACCUGAAGAUGAAGAAGAUGAGAUGGAAACAUUCUAUGAUGAUGAAGAUGGGGGACAUGUUGCAGGUGAAUGGGGAUAUUUUCGGGACUCUAGCAAUUUUGGGAAUGGGGAAUAUCGUAAUAGGGAUAAUUCAUGUGAGGAGCACAACAAUGUCAUGAAGAAUGUUGUCGAUGGACAUUUUAGGGCUUUAGUAGCUCAACUGAUGCAGGUGGAGAACCUUCCUUUGGGUGAGAUCAGUGAUAAAGAGAGUUGGCUGGAGAUAAUUACUUCCCUCUCUUGGGAAGCUGCCACACUACUAAAGCCAGAUAUGAGUAGAGGCGGUGAGAUGGACCCAGGCGGAUAUGUGAAAGUCAAAUGUAUAGCUUCGGGAUUUCGCCGCAGUAGUUCGGUGGUAAAAGGGGUGGUUUGCAAGAAAAAUGUGGCUCAUCGGAGAAUGACCUCAAAGAUAGAGAAAUCUCGCUUGCUGAUUCUUGGAGGUGCACUUGAAUACCAAAGGGUUUCCAAUCACUUAUCGAGUUUAGAUACACUUUUGCAGCAGGAAAUUGACCAUUUGAAGAUGGCAGUUGCAAAAAUAGAUGCACACUGCCCUGAUGUUCUUUUAGUUGAAAAAUCAGUAUCAAGAUAUGCACAAGAGUACCUACUUGCAAAAGAUAUAUCGCUUGUUCUCAAUAUCAAGAGACCACUUUUGGAGCGUAUAGCCCGCUGCACAGGUGCACAGAUAGUUCCCUCGAUUGAUCUACUGUCAUCUCCAAAAUUGGGAUAUUGUGAGUCAUUUCAUGUAGAAAGGUUCACAGAAGAUCUGAGCUCUUCUGGACAGGGAGGGAAAAGAUCGGUGAAGACAUUGAUGUUUUUUGAAGGUUGCCCAAAGCCAUUGGGUUGUACUAUUUUGCUUAGGGGAGCCGACGAGGAUGAGUUGAAGAAGGCAAAGCGAGUUGUUCAGUUUGGAGUUUUUGCUGCUUAUCAUUUGGCCUUGGAAACAUCUUUUCUUGCUGAUGAAAGAGCCUCUCUACCAGAACUUCCAUUGAACUCCCCAAUUACUGUUGCAAUUCCCUUGAAAUCGUCUGUUAUUGAGAGAUCCAUAUCAAUGGUGCCUGAUUUCUGUCUUCCUUCUUACCCAGGGCAGAAACCUAGCUUACCUAUUGACGAGUCACAAAGAUCUAAGAGUUUACCGAUCUCAGAUCUAAUCUUAUCAAGCAAUAGCACUUCACCUUUUGUAGGAAACAGCCCUAUUUCUCAGCUCUCACGGCCAACUUCCUCUGCAGCAAAUUCAGCAGCCAUUUUCUCUUCUGAUCCCAUUUCAUGGACUACUAACUCAGAGUCUUAUGGUGAUGAGUCUUCUCCAUACCCAAGUCCUAAGGAGAGAAAUGCUUUGGGUACCAGGGGAGAAAUAGAAGAAUCUUCUAAUAGUGGUUAUCAAAAGCAUCAGGUACUAGGAUCUGUUGAGUUGUUGGAGAAUGACAAGUUUUCUAUCGAUGCUGAAGGUGAUGAUAGCUCAGUGGCAUCUAGCCAGCCAAUUGGCUCAGAGCCAUUAAAUGUGCAACAGAAUAAUCAAAACCAUCAAGACCUUGGAACUUCUAAAGAGGAGCUGGGAACAGGAAAAGAUGACUUCCCUUCAGCAUCUUCUGACCAUCAAAGUAUUUUGGUCUCGUUAUCAUCAAGGUGCAUACUGAAAGGAAAUGUCAGUGAGAGGUCACAUCUCUUUAGAAUCAAAUACUAUGGGACUUUCGAUAAACCUUUAGGUCGAUUCUUAAGGGACUAUUUAUUAAAUCAGACUUACCGAUGCGAUUCUUGCAACAUGCCAGCAGAAGCACAUGUGAAUUGUUAUACUCAUAGACAGGGCACCCUCACAAUAUCUGUUAAAAAGUUACCAGACUGUAUCUUGCCAGGUGAAAGGGAAGGGAAGAUCUGGAUGUGGCACAGAUGCCUGCGAUGCCCACGAAAAAAUGGUUUUCCUCCAGCUACUCGAAGAGUAGUGAUGUCAGAUGCUGCAUGGGGACUCUCAUUUGGAAAGUUCUUAGAGCUCAGUUUUUCUAACCACGUUGCUGCUAGCAGAGUGGCAAGCUGUGGCCACUCUUUACAUAGAGACUGCCUUCGUUUUUAUGGAUAUGGGAGAAUGACUGCUUGCUUUCGCUAUGCUUCAAUCAAUGUGCAUUCUGUAUACCUUCCGCCAUCAAAACUUGAUUUCAACUAUGAGAAUCAGGAGUGGAUACAAAAAGAAAAGGAUGAGGUGGUGAACAAGGCUGAGCUUUUAUUUUCCGAAGUGUUGAAUACUCUUCGUCAGAUUGCAGAAAAAAUAUCUGGUGUAGGGACCAUUACUAGCAUGAGAAAAAUGGAACUAAGGCGCCAGAUUGCUGGGUUGGAGGCAACGUUACAGAAAGAGAAGGCCAAAUUUGAGGAAUCACUCCAUAAGACUAUGAAUGGGGAAGGAAAACAGGGCCAGGUUACUGUAGACAUUCUUGAGAUCAACUAUCUGCGUAGGAAGUUACUCGUCCAAGCUUAUGUAUGGGACCAGCACUUGAUCCAUGCUGCCAGUUUAGACAACAGUAUCUCUAAUGGCAGCUUUUUUUCGGAAUCUGAAGAGAGGCUUUCUGAAAUUAGUGGCACCGGAAAAUCAGUAGAAGACCUUAAAUCUUCUCGUCUCGUCUAUCAACAGUGUAAUGGAGGCCAAAGUAAAGGAGAAGAAUUUGUUACCAGCCUGGCUCAACCUGACAUUCAAAUCAAAGAAGUUGGAGAUUCAGAUUCACAUAAAGGAGAAGAUUUAUGCAGCACAAGCAUUAAUGCUCCAUCUGAACCCGUAGAAUCAAGGGCAAAUGUUCUUGCUGUUCAGGCUGAUGGGCAGAUUUCUAGGCUGUUAACUUUAUCAGAUACACUCGAGGCGGCAUGGACAGGUGAAAAUGGUUCAGUAGUUGGAAUAACGAAAGAUAACUCUCAUAUUCUAUCCAAUUCAACUGUAUCAGAUUCAUCAGGCAUCGAUGAUACUUCACGGAAUGAUCGUUCUGAAGAUCGCCAUUCUGUUUCUCAGUCGCUUCCUUCAAAGGCACUUGAUGAUACAGAGGACUUUGCUAGUCAGUUAGAGACGGCAUCCUCAAACUUCUAUUAUUUAUUUAAUGAGAAUUUUCUAGCUACUGGUCAGAAACUUGAAGCACUAGCAAAACACAAUCCUGUCUUUCUGUCUUCAUUCUGGGAGCUAGAGUUUCAAGGUGGAGCUAAGCUGUUCUUGCCCCUUGGUGUAAAUGAAACUGUUGUUCCAGUCUUUGAUGAUGAACCCUCAAGUAUCAUUGCUUACGCCUUAAUGUCACCAGAAUAUCACUCCCAGCUGAUUGAUGAGCCAGAAAAACCAAGAGAUUGUGGUGAUUCGUUGCCUUCCUCGUCUUUCACAGAAUCAUUUUUGCAGUCCUCUGAUGACUUCUCCUUCGAUACUUCUAAAAUUUCGGGGCCUUCGGAUGAUAGUUUUUCAACCAUCUCUGGAUCUCGUACCUCACUUGGCUUGGAUCCACUCUUAUACCCAAAGUCCCUUAAUCCCAGAAUCGUUUUCGAAGACUAUGGCCCCCAUGGUGGAGCAAAAUAUUCUGUUACCUGUUACUAUGCAAAACGUUUCGAAGCUUUGAGGAGGAUUUGUUGUUCAGAACUCGACUUCAUAAAGUCCCUUAGUCGUUGUAAGAAGUGGGGAGCCCAAGGUGGUAAGAGUAAUGUUUUCUUUGCCAAAACUUGGGACGAUCGAUUUAUUAUUAAGCAAGUCACCAAGACAGAACUGGAGUCAUUUAUCAAAUUUGCACCUGAAUAUUUCAAGUAUUUAUCUGAAUCAGUUAGUAUGAGAAGUCCUACAUGUCUAGCAAAGAUUCUUGGAAUUUAUCAGGUUACGGCAAAGCACCUCAAAGGAGGGAAAGAAUCAAAGAUGGACGUUUUGGUUAUGGAGAAUCUUCUGUUUAGAAGGAAUGUUAGGCGGCUUUAUGAUCUAAAAGGAUCUUCAAGAUCACGCUAUAAUGCUGAUUCAACUGGGAAGAACAAGGUUCUAUUGGACCUUAACUUGAUUGAAACAAUGCGAACGUCUCCAAUUUUCGUCGGAAACAAAGCGAAACGAUUGUUAGAGAGAGCUGUCUGGAAUGAUACUUCAUUUCUUGCUUCGAUCGGUGUAAUGGACUACUCGCUGCUGGUUGGGGUGGACGAGGAGAAACAUGAACUGGUAAUGGGGAUCAUCGAUUUCAUGAGACAGUAUACAUGGGACAAACACCUUGAGACUUGGGUGAAGGCCACAGGCAUUCUUGGUGGGGCAAACUCCUCUCCAACUGUGAUCUCCCCCAAGGAGUACAAGAAGAGGUUCAGGAAAGCCAUGACAACCUACUUCCCAAUGGUCCCGGACCAGUGGCUUCCGCAGUCUAUCGUUCCGAGCCACUCUCAGUCUGAUUUAGGCAACGAGAACUCGCAGGAUGGCAAAUCGGAUGCUGCGUCUGUUGCCUUGUAGAUAUCUAUAUAAUUUGUUCGGAGGUGUUGUGAAAGAAGGCUGCUGCUAAAGCCAUCAAGGAAGGAGGUAUGAUUUUAGUUCACCUCUUGAUUCAAAUCUUUGUAUAAAGUAGGUUAGUGUUAUUAUAGCUAGAUUUACAGUGAAAAUCUUCUGUUCCACCAAAAUACAUUACCUCCAUUCGUUGUACUUUACAAGAUAAGUUACCUCAAUGAAACCAAAUUUUGAAUCA